UAAAUAGGUUUUGAUCAAAGCCUAAAAACGCGAACAAAAACACUCAUCGUCGAGGCAGGAUCGAAGUGGAGGAACAAAAUGGACGAUUACACUCGAGAAAUGAUGGAUUUGAAGACUCUCGUCACCCGCACCCUCGAGAAAAAAGGCGUUCUCGCCAAAAUUAGAGCUGAGCUGAGGGCUAGUGUAUUUGAAGCUAUCGAAGAAGAAGACAGGGUAGUUGAAAAGGAAGAGGGUUUACCUCCUGCUCUGUUAGGUAGCUGCAAUGAUCGUGCAAAGGAACUUCAUGCGUCUCCUUCAGGGAGACUUCUAACUGCACUACUCUGUGAAUAUCUGGACUGGGCACAACUCAACCACACCUUAAAAGUAUAUUUGCCUGAGUGCAAUAUGCAAAAGGAUGCAUGGAAAUCUGAGUUAAAAGACUUCAGUAACAAGAAUGGAUAUGAUCUUAACAGCAAUGGGGAUAGUGGUCCUUUGCUUCUUGAUGUCCUUGAAGGAUUCUUGAAGUAUGAGAACUUAUCACAAGCCAUGAAUACUGGUAGGAGAUCAACUGCUCCGGAUCCUGAAUCAUAUUCCAACAUAGAAUCCCGAAAUGCUCGAAGACCUUCAUCAUCAACUGUUGCAGGGGGCUUACCUCCCUUGGGAAGGCCGGGUCCUGUUUCUCAAUCAUCAGAUAGGAGAGGUGGAUCGUCUGUCUCUGGCUACAGAAAGGAUGAGUAUGACUGGAGAUAUGAUAGCAAUGAACAUUCAGAGGAGGUUGGUCAGGCGUCAUCUGCAUUGGAAAAUCUUCGGUUGGAUAGAAAAGCUCACAAUUUGACGACUUCUUGGAGGUAUAAUACCAGUAGAACUUAAAGAAGUCACAUCAUAAAUUCAUAACCACGCAAUACUACAUCUCUGCAUGGUGGGGAUGGAGCAAGUGAAGAUGACGGUGGUAGGCCAGACCAUAUGUAAGCCGCAGUUCACAUGACAUCCUAAAAAUACUGACCAUGUCUGGUGUUCUGUCGCCUUUGAAUUAUGCUGCCAAAUGUGUGGAGUAAAGUUACCCUGUUUUAUUAUAUUAUUACCAUAUGUUGUUUGUUUUGUAUAACCUUUUAUCUUCUUUUUUUCCAGCCAACUAUAACCUUUUCAUGUUAUGCCGAGCUAAACGAACUCUUGUUAUUAGGUAUUCAUCUACUAACAUUUCUGGUCACAAUGGAACCGUAGAAUGUUAUAAAUCUAUCAUACCCUUGCAGGAUCGGAUUUGUUUUGGGCA
This is a messenger RNA of Daucus carota subsp. sativus, 1249 nucleotides long. RefSeq names its product protein TONNEAU 1a. The transcript has 9 exons. Bases 79 to 849 code for a protein of 256 amino acids. Gene Ontology annotation, molecular function: protein binding. The record is from RefSeq and is a predicted model, not a curated record. NCBI's taxonomy places the organism in Eukaryota, Viridiplantae, Streptophyta, Magnoliopsida, Apiales, Apiaceae.